Messenger RNA from Nematostella vectensis (starlet sea anemone), 1908 nucleotides. Its product is annotated as phenylalanine-4-hydroxylase. NCBI's taxonomy places the organism in Eukaryota, Metazoa, Cnidaria, Anthozoa, Actiniaria, Edwardsiidae. The transcript has 15 exons. The record is from RefSeq and is a predicted model, not a curated record. The coding region runs from base 102 to 1454 and encodes 450 amino acids. Gene Ontology annotation, molecular function: iron ion binding; phenylalanine 4-monooxygenase activity. Gene Ontology annotation, biological process: L-phenylalanine catabolic process.
GAACCAGCCCCUCGCACACCCCCCGCACGUGAACGAUCACGUGGUUCAAUGUUAUUGAAGCGUGUCUUUUCUAGUCUGGUGUGUUUCUUUGAGUGAGGAAAAUGCACGCUGUAAGGCGCAAAAGAACCUACGAAAUCGAGCCUGACCAUGGCCCUGCUAAGAAGCAUGAGGGCGAAUCAGAAAAGAAAGCUACCACGGUAGUGUUUUCCCUGAAUGAGGAGGUUGGCGCGUUGGCCAGAGCUUUGAAAUUAUUUGAGGAUCACCAUGUGAAUAUGACGCACAUUGAAUCCCGCCCGUCCAAGGCAUGCAAGACCCGCUAUGAUUUCUUCGCAGACUGUGAGGGGCUGCAUGGUGCUAGUCUGAAUCACUUUGUUGAUGCACUAAAGAAGAGAGCCGUCAAUAUUACUGUUCUAUCUGAUGAUAAGGGCUCAGGCUUAGGCCCAGAUGUGCCAUGGUUCCCCCGCAAGAUUUCUGAUCUGGACAAGUUUGCUGACAGAGUGCUGAGCUAUGGAGCUGAGCUAGACUCAGACCAUCCUGGCUUUACAGACCAAGUAUACAGAGCCAGACGAAAGGAGUUUGCUGACAUUGCCUUCAAGCACAAACACGGUGAAAUUAUUCCACAGGUCACUUAUACAGAUAUUGAGAUUGCAACCUGGGAUAAAGUGUUCACAGAGCUGACCAAGUUGUAUCCUACCCAUGCUUGCCGUGAACAUAACUUUGUCUGGCCAUUGCUAGUGCAAAAUUGUGGUUACAGACUUGGGAAUAUUCCUCAGCUUCAGGAUGUCUCAAUGUUUCUGAAAGAAUGCACUGGGUUCACUUUACGGCCUGUGGCUGGACUUCUGUCAUCCCGGGACUUCCUUGCGGGCCUGGCAUUCCGUGUGUUCCACAGUACUCAGUACAUCCGUCACCCAACCAAACCCAUGUACACCCCAGAGCCUGACGUUGUGCAUGAGCUAAUCGGUCAUGUGCCUCUGUUUGCUGAUCCAGAUUUCGCACAAUUUAGUCAGGAAAUUGGUCUUGCCUCCCUGGGAGCACCAGACGAGUGGGUGGAAAAACUCGCCACGCUCUACUGGUUCACUGUUGAGUUUGGGCUGUGUCGGCAGGAGGGCGAGGUGAAAGCGUACGGCGCUGGUCUAUUGUCCUCCUUUGGGGAGUUACAGUAUUGCUUGACCGAUGAGCCCAAGAAAUACCCUCUGGAGCCUGAAAAGACCAGUGUACAGAAGUACCCCAUCACGCAGUACCAGCCAGUCUACUUCAUUGCCGACAGUUUCUUGUCGGCCAGAAACAAAGUUAGGGAGUUCGCCACCCAGAUCCCUCGCCCGUUUAAUGUACGUUACAACCCCUAUACCCAGACCGUCGAAGUCCUGGACUCCAAAGAACGACUCAUCAAGCUUGUAAACGACAUCAAGUCUGACGUCACCACUCUGCAGGAUGCACUAAACAAGAUCGAGUAGAUAACGUUACAAACGUCACACAACGACAGGAGGGACUAGUGUCACCCUUGUAUGCCAAGCCACGGUAGCAGUGUUUAUUGUUAAAAACUCGUCGAUGGAAGUCUAAAACCCUGUUUUAUUACCAAGGAAUAGAACUUAAGCUUAUAAGCAAUGUAUUGCAAGGCCUUGUAGUUUUAUAACAGCAAGAAUUGUAGGAAGAAUUUUGUGCAAUAUAUGUAAAGGUAUUCUUAGGCAAGGGAAUAUGUGUUAAGGACUGUUUUGUUGUGAUUUUAGAAAACUAUCCCCCAUCCCUUUCCCUCCAUUGGUAAUGUAGUGAUAUCAAGAAAAAAUUCAUUAGGUAUUUAAGCUCUGUGUUAUUUAUAGACUGGAUUUUUCCCGACCUGUAGUAUCUUAAAGACCGGUAGUAUCUUAAGAUCUGUGGAUUAAACUUUUUAUUAAAAGAACCAUUAUCACC